Messenger RNA from Cercopithifilaria johnstoni, 1467 nucleotides. Lineage: Eukaryota; Metazoa; Nematoda; Chromadorea; Rhabditida; Onchocercidae. The record is from the annotation of a GenBank genome assembly.
AUGCAACAUGCAUUUUCUUCAUCCACAUGCAAUUGCUGUAACAGUGCAUUCAAAGCUGUUCGAUCUAAUCAUAUACAAUGCCUCACACAUAUGAAUAAAAAAGAUUUGGAACAACGUGACAUCAGUGGGCAAACACCGCUUCAUGUGGCUGCUAAACUUGGCUUUUUGCAAGCUAUCGAUUUACUACAACACGAAGCACCAUCAACACAGGAUGCUGUAUCAGUAUUUGGAGAAAAUCCGGCUCUCGUUGCUGCAGGUGAAGGACAGACGCUAAGUGUUGAAUUAUUGUUCAGUGGAAAUUCAAAAUAUGCUUUAACUCGGGCACAACAACGAGACAUCAAUGGCACUACGGUUUUAAUGGCUGCUGUUGCGCGAGGCAAUAAUGACUUGGCAUUGUGGCUUUUGAGACGUUUCGGAAAGAAAUUGGCAAUGUUACCCAAUAACUUCCGUAUGCUACCACUGCAUGUCGCUGCUGAAAAAGGCAAUAUUGAGUUUAUUCGUAACGCAAUCAAAUAUGAUCGACGCAUGGUUAAUUUCAGAGAUCAGUUCGGUUGUACACCAGUCUUUUAUGCAGUUCAAGGAGGAUGUUUUAACUGUGUUAGACUUUUGAUCGAGAAAGGUGGUGCAGAUAUUUGCAUAGUAUCAGAUAAAGGACAGUCAUUGCUGCAUGUUGCAUGUCUCGCUGGCCAUGCGCACAUUGUUCGAUGGAUUGUAAAUCGUUCUGCAGCCAAUGUUAUUUUGUGGACAACGAAGGAUGACGCUAAUGCUAUACAUUGCGCCUCAUAUAGCGGAAGCGUUGCUGCACUAUACAUUUUACUUCAUACCAUUCCUCAUAAACGUCGACGACGGAUACUUGCAUUGCGAGAUUCACGUGGUAACACUCCGCUUCAUCUUACGGCUAUCAAUAAUCACAUUGAUGCCGCACAGUAUUUGCUGGAAAAUGGUGCUGAACCGCGAUUGCUCAAUAAAGGAGGACAAACAGCUGAAGCAAUUGCUUGCAUACGAAAAAAUUAUCAACUUGCGAGACUUCUAUCUUACUGGAAAGAGCGAAAACAGAAGAAAAGAAAAGAAUGGUUUCCAUCGUGGGCGACGACCGAUACACUGCACAUGGACAAUGUCUACUCGACCGAUUAUUGGAGUACCUCAAACCAUACUAUGCCGAAUAGUUCAAGCCAUAUUAUCCCAAUCAAUACUGCUACAUCCCCAUCAUUACAACAAAACAAUGCUUCAAAACAUUCGUGGAAGAAAUUCAAUAAGGCCAAUCCAGUUGAGGUGAUAGUGAGUGAACUGCGCCCAAUAACCUACGUCGCAUCGGAUGAAGGUGGUCGAAUUUAUGAGGAUCAUUCAAUUCAAACCGACCGUGAUUCCUUGCGAACUGCAACAAAGAUCCUGGAUGAAGACGAAUGGCGAGAAAGCCUGGCAGCAGUGGCACAAAUUGACAGAGUCCUACAGGAAAUCGACGCUUAA